Racocetra fulgida is the source of this 627-nucleotide messenger RNA. The record is from the annotation of a GenBank genome assembly. Lineage: Eukaryota; Fungi; Glomeromycota; Glomeromycetes; Diversisporales; Gigasporaceae.
AUGUCAACGUCGAAUAGGGAGUUGGAACCGGUAGUGUCAAAUGACGCUUCAGCUCAACUUGACACGACGCAGGCGAAUUUGGAAGGAAUGGGUGUAUCUGAUGCAGGCUCAAAAAAGGAGGUUGUGGCUAGGUUAGCAAGGGAAAGUAAAGCCCGGAUGGGGCCGGAAGGGGCUAUUGGUGAACCCGAGCCACCCGAAAAAGGAAAAAAUGUACAGCCACAGUUUCUUGGGAAUCAGGAUGAGAGUUUUUCGGAGGAGCUUGAUGCAUUUCAGAGUGCUAGUGACAGGCCGCAGCAGUUAAGGGCAGCGGUAGAAAAUUCUCCCGAUCCUUAUGGAAGGCAGGCGAUGUUUGGUUCAAACUUUGCACAUAUUGGAACCUUGGACAAAAAAGCCCCAAGUUGGAAUGCAGAUUUAGAUACCCUGAUGCUAGAGGAUGUGGAGCGGGCAUUACUAGACAAAGCCUUGUUGUCAGGGGAUUUAGCCUAUGUCCAGAGCUUAUGUCGUAAGAGUGGUGGACAAAGAUGGUUGGGGGUUGCAUCCAAGAUGGCUACUGCGGAUGCUUCGGAUCCAAUGUCUGAGCUUUUAGGAAGUAAGCGUGAAAGAGCUAGCUUAUCACCUCCGUUCUGA